AUGGCUUUUAAGGUUGGUCCUGCUUUGUCAGCAAACACUGAUUUUAAUACAAGAAUGACUCAUGUUGUUUGGAAUGAUACUAUUAUUCCAGAAGAUUUUGAAACUGAGUGGCAUUCAAUAAUGUCUACUUUUGGAUUGGAAAAUCAUGAGUGGUUAAAAGAUAUGUACGAUCUUCGAUUUGAUUGGAUUCCUGCUUAUUACCAUGGAGAGGAUUUGGCUGGACUUAUGCGUACUACGUCAAGAUGUGAAAGCGAGAAUUACUUCUUUGGUCAGAUUUGCAAUCCAAGAUGUAUACUUGUUGAAUUUUUCACUCAUUUUGAGACUGCAAUGGAUAUUCAAAGGCAUGAGCAUAGGAGGAAUGAUCAUGAUACAAGGUAUAUUGAGUGUAAACCCUGGAGUGACUUUGUUCAAUACAACAAACAAGAAGAUGGUUUAAGUAUAAGUUGUUCUUGCAAACGGUUUGAACAAUUUGGUAUAUUGUGCCGCCAUAUAUUUUACGUAUUACGGUAUGAUGAUAUAACUGAGUUUCCUAGAAGAUAUGUUCAUAGAAGAUGGAUGAGAGAUGUUGUUUCAGUUGGAUCAAAUCAUUCCAAUAUUCGGUUUGAUGAAAUUGGUAGGAAUAGUGAAAUUGAUAAAGUUUAUAGAGAAAUCGUUGUUGCAAAUGAGUAUGUGGUUAAUAGGCUGGUUGGCGAUUUAGAUGAACUGUGUCGUUACAGGGAUCAUAUUAAAAGUUAUAUUGAUAAAGCGGAUGAGGUUAUGGUUGCUGCGCCGCCUCCUAGUCGCAAAGAAAGAUUUGCUGAUAUUGGAGGGAACUUAGAAAAAUCAGAUUCUAUGAUUUGUGUCCCGAUCAAAAUAAGGACCAAAGGAUGCGGUGUACAAAAAAGGAUCAAGUCUAAUCGUGAGAUUGCAAUUCAGAAAUCAUCAAAGAUCCAGAAAUCGUGCGGUGUAUGUGGUGGAAAAGGACAUAACAGUCGCACAUGUAAAGAUAAGGUUUCUUCUAAUGCUAUAGGUUCUAGCAAUGCAAUGUAA
This is a messenger RNA of Helianthus annuus (common sunflower), 1029 nucleotides long. Its product is annotated as protein FAR1-RELATED SEQUENCE 1-like. The record is from RefSeq and is a predicted model, not a curated record. Gene Ontology annotation, biological process: regulation of DNA-templated transcription. The transcript is spliced from 3 exons. Gene Ontology annotation, molecular function: zinc ion binding. The coding region runs from base 1 to 1029 and encodes 342 amino acids. Lineage: Eukaryota; Viridiplantae; Streptophyta; Magnoliopsida; Asterales; Asteraceae.